This is a messenger RNA of Penicillium macrosclerotiorum, 951 nucleotides long. RefSeq lists its product as uncharacterized. The record is from RefSeq and is a predicted model, not a curated record. The transcript has 4 exons. Lineage: Eukaryota; Fungi; Ascomycota; Eurotiomycetes; Eurotiales; Aspergillaceae. Bases 1 to 951 code for a protein of 316 amino acids.
AUGAACGACAACGGCGCAGAUACCCAUGCAUUCGAGAAUGCGGAUUCUCAGAUCGACCCAGCCGUUCUUAAAGAGUUGCCGAAAGGAUGCAAGGUCACAUCUACCAGGAAGCAUGGUGUCAGCUUCUGGGGGCAAACCGGUCGCAUAGAUGUUUCGCUUUGGGAUGGUAGUCCGCAAUCCUUCUUCAUCAAGACUCUUGUGAAUAAAUCAGGCCUAGAUAUGGUCAAGGGCGAAUUUCAGUCAAUAAGCGCAAUACAAGAUGUCUUGCCAGGAAGUGUUCCAAGGCCCAUGGCCUGUGGUACCUAUAUUACUACACCAGACACCCACUUUUUCCUCUGCGAGUUUCGAGAAAUGACAAACGAUUUACCCGACCCUCACAAAUUUGCCGCUCUCCUGUCAACGCUGCAUCAAAACAGCGUGUCUCCCACCGGCAAAUUUGGGUUUCACAUCACCACGUACGCAGGAAAUUUACCCCAGUUUGUGACAUGGGAAGAUAGCUGGGAGGCAUUUUUCGCCAAAACCAUGAGGCAGGCGCUUGACUUGGAAAUGAAAAGCAAAGGGCCUAAUGAAGAGCUCGAUAUCCUAUCCCAUGCUUUGUUUGAAAAAGUUAUUCCAAGGCUUCUAAGGCCACUCGAGAGUGACGGCAGAAAAGUGAAGCCUUCGCUUGUACACGGAGACCUUUGGCACGCAAAUGCGGGGACUGAUAUCACUAAUGGUCAGCCUCUUGUCUUUGAUGCAUGUUGUUUCUUUGCACAUAACGAAUAUGAAUUUGGUCAGUGGCGACCGGCCUGUAAUAAGUUUGGGGAUGAGUAUGUUGCUGCCUAUAAUAGAUUCGUGCCCAUUUCACCACCAGAAGAGGAUUUUGAAGGCCGUCUAGAUCUCUAUAGAUUGAGGUUUGACACACAUGUAUCGGCACUUUUUGUCGAUGACCAGAAGCUCCGCACACAGUAA